AUGAGAGAAAUCGUAAGCAUUCAUAUCGGCCAAGCAGGAAUUCAAGUCGGGAAUUCUUGUUGGGAGCUUUAUUGUCUCGAACAUGGCAUUCAACCCGAUGGCUUCAUCACUAGUGGUAAUUCACAAGGUACCGGAGACGACUCCUUUAAUACAUUCUUUAGCGAAACUAGCUCGGGAAAGAACGUGCCAAGGGCUGUAUUCGUUGAUCUUGAACCAACGGUCAUUGAUGAGGUCCGGAGCGGGACCUAUAGACAACUCUUCCACCCCGAACAACUCAUUUCCGGCAAAGAAGAUCAAUUAAUCAAUCUCAAAACAAACUUAUGUGCAGUGGGCAAAGAAAUUGUUGAUGUAUGUCUCGACCGAGUCCGAAAGUUAGCCGAUAACUGCACCGGCUUGCAAGGCUUUAUGGUCUUCAACGCGGUUGGUGGUGGCACCGGUUCGGGCCUAGGUUCAUUGCUUAUGGAACGCCUUUCGAUCGAGUAUGGUAAGAAACCAAAACUCGGGUUCUCUAUAUUCCCAUCUCCACAAGUUUCAACCGCGGUCGUUGAGCCUUACAACAGCGUGUUAUCGACACACUCGCUUCUCGAACACACCGACGUGGUGGCAUUACUCGACAACGAAGCCAUAUACGAUAUUUGUAGACGUGCAUUAGACAUCGAUAGGCCAACUUACACGAACUUAAACCGCUUGAUCUCUCAAAUAAUCUCGUCGUUAACAACGUCUUUAAGGUUUGAUGGCGCGAUAAAUAUUGAUAUUAACGAGUUCCAAACGAAUUUGGUUCCAUACCCUCGUAUUCAUUUCAUGCUUUCGUCGUAUGCGCCUGUGAUCUCGUCGGCUAGAGCUUACCAUGAGCAGAACUCGGUUGGGGAGAUCACGACGGCGGUGUUUGAGCCGUCGAACAUGAUGGCUAAAUGUGACCCGAGACAUGGGAAGUACAUGGCUUGUUGUUUGAUGUACCGAGGCGAUGUGGUUCCUAAGGAUGUUAAUACUGCUGUUGGCUCCAUCAAGACCAAACGUACAGUUCAGUUUGUUGACUGGUGUCCCACGGGUUUCAAAUGUGGAAUUAACUACCAGCCACCGACGGUGGUGCCUGGUGGCGAUCUUGCAAAGACAGCGCGUGCAGUGUGCAUGAUAAGCAACAACACCGCGAUGGCUGAGGUUUUCAAUAGAAUUGACCAUAAGUUUGACUUGAUGUAUGCGAAACGAGCAUUCGUACACUGGUAUGUGGGUGAAGGAAUGGAAGAAGGGGAAUUCUCGGAAGCCCGAGAGGAUCUUGCGGCUCUCGAGAAAGACUAUGAGGAGGUCGGGCUAGAUGCCGAGGAGGAAGAGGAGCAAGGAGAAGAAGAGUACUAA
This is a messenger RNA of Helianthus annuus (common sunflower), 1353 nucleotides long. RefSeq names its product tubulin alpha-5 chain. Lineage: Eukaryota; Viridiplantae; Streptophyta; Magnoliopsida; Asterales; Asteraceae. The transcript is spliced from 4 exons. Gene Ontology annotation, molecular function: GTP binding; structural constituent of cytoskeleton. Gene Ontology annotation, biological process: microtubule cytoskeleton organization; mitotic cell cycle. Gene Ontology annotation, cellular component: microtubule; cytoplasm. The coding region runs from base 1 to 1353 and encodes 450 amino acids. The record is from RefSeq and is a predicted model, not a curated record.